Molecule: messenger RNA, 2672 nt
Organism: Asparagus officinalis (garden asparagus)
Lineage: Eukaryota; Viridiplantae; Streptophyta; Magnoliopsida; Asparagales; Asparagaceae
Product: auxin response factor 9-like
Exons: 14
Coding region: 343-2379 (678 amino acids)
Biological process (GO): response to hormone; regulation of DNA-templated transcription
Cellular component (GO): nucleus
Molecular function (GO): DNA binding; protein binding
Source: RefSeq, a predicted model, not a curated record
CUCUCUCCACACUCUCAAGCUUUUCUUCUGCACCGAGAAAUUUGUGAGAGCGGUUUCCGGAGUCGAAUCGUAGCUGCUCUUUAAUGCCAAUACUUCUUCCAAUUAAUUGCGUCAUUACGAGAUACUUUCAUAUAUAAUUAUAGAGCGAGAGAGAGAGAGAGAGAGAGAGGGAGGAGAGAGAGAGAGAGAGUUGCUUUACUUCAUUUCAUGGCGUCUGGAUCGGGCUCUCAAUCAAGCCAGUCAAGUAGGAAGCCAUACUCUGUUCUUCACUUGGGUGCUAAUUAGGUUUCAUCUAAAGCUUCUUCUUUUGGACUCUAAAGCGUUUAAGGGUCAAUUGUGAUAAUGUUUCUCCCCGAAAAAGGUUAUGGAGAUGAGAGUUUGUAUGAAGAGCUAUGGAAAGCAUGCGCUGGGCCUCUUGUGGAAGUGCCAAAGAUUGGGGAAAGGGUUUACUACUUCCCUCAAGGUCACAUGGAGCAGUUGGAGGCUUCAACGAACCAGGAGCUGAAUCAGCAGAUUCCCCUGUUUAACCUCCCUUCUAAGAUUCUCUGUACUGUUGUUAACAUUCAGCUAAGAGCUGAGGCUGAAACUGAUGAAGUCUACGCUCAGAUUACUCUGAUGCCCGAAUCCGAUCAAGAUGAGCCUAAAUGUCCUGAUCCAGUUCAGCAAGAGCCUCCAAGAUCACAAGUUUACUCGUUUUGUAAGAUAUUAACAGCCUCCGACACGAGCACUCAUGGGGGCUUCUCUGUUCUUAGAAGACAUGCCAAUGAGUGCCUCCCUCCGCUAGAUAUGUCACAACAAACGCCAACCCAAGAGCUGGCUGCAAAGGAUCUCCACGGAUUUGAAUGGCGAUUCAAGCACAUAUUCAGAGGUCAACCGAGGAGGCAUUUGCUCACAACUGGAUGGAGCACAUUUGUAACGUCGAAGAGAUUAGUUGCUGGUGAUGCAUUUGUGUUCAUGAGAGGUGAGAAUGGAGAACUAAGAGUGGGGGUGAGGAGAAUUGUUCGGCGCCAGAGCUCGAUGCCAUCUUCUGUUAUAUCGAGUCACAGCAUGCACCUUGGAGUUCUUGCUACUGCUUCCCACGCCGUUUCAACUCAAACCCUCUUUACCGUUUAUUAUAAGCCAAGGACUAGUCAAUUUAUUGUGGGUGUGAACAAAUAUUUGGAGGCAGUUAAUAAUCAAUUCGCAGUUGGUAUGAGAUUCAGGAUGAGAUUUGAGGGAGAAGAUGUUCCAGAGAAAAGGUUUGCAGGAAUGAUUAUUGGAACAGGGGAUACUUUAUCUCAAUGGGUUGAUUCUAAGUGGAGAUCUUUGAAAGUUCGAUGGGAUGAACCUGCCAAUAUCGAAAGACCAGAAAGAGUUUCACCAUGGGAAAUAGAGCCUUCAACUGCAUCCAGGAACAAUGUAAAUGCUCCUCAACCAGUUCCUCUCAAGUGCAAAAGAUUUUGGUCAGCUAUUGACCUCCCUUCACUUAGCAGAGAAGAUGUCUCCUCAGUGUCAUGGUAUCCAAGGACUACACAAUCUCGUGAAUCUGAUAAUAUAAGCAGCAGUGAUGCUCUGAAUUGCGAAACUGAAAUUGUAUGGACCCGCAAGUUGUUAGAAAAUACAGGCAAUGGCUCCAAUAGUUUCCUUGAGAGCCCCAAAUCUCGGAGCAUAAAUCCAUUAGAUUCUCCAUUAAAGAGUUCAUCAUCUACACUGGAUAAUAUUCAUCUUAAUUGGUUCCAAGAGACAAAGGGAGAGACAAAAAGCACUUUAUCAAAAUGGCAUUCGAUACACGAUUCUGCUAGUGAUGAACCCAGUUUGAUGUUGGGCUACAUGUCCCAAAAAUCUAACAAACUUGAUAGUACUCCUUGUUGCAGACUCUUUGGUAUUGAUCUGAUUAGCCAUUCAAAUAGUACCAUGAAACCUGUUCAUAUUCCAACUUCCACCAGUCAAAAUCCAGUUCAAGCCACUGCCUUAGUGGAUGGCUCCGAGCAGCAGUCAGAUAUCUCUAAAGUUUCUAAAAGGGAAGAAAGCGGUCUGCAGGCUUCUCCAAAGGAUAUCCAAAGCAAACACACCAAUUCUACAAGAACUCGCACCAAGGUUCAUAUGCGAGGGAUUGCAGUAGGACGAGCUGUGGAUCUUACGGCCUUAGAAGGAUAUAAUGAGCUGAUAAUGGAGCUCGAAAAGAUGUUUGAGAUAAAAGGAGAGCUACAACAUCGGAAUAAAUGGGAAGUUGUCUUCACAGAUGAUGAAGGUGAUAUGAUGCUGGUUGGAGAUGAUCCAUGGCCGGAGUUUUGCAAGAUGGUGAAGAAAAUCUUCAUUUAUACGAGCAAUGAAGUCAAAAGCAUGAGGUCUAUUCCCUCCUUAUGUGCUGAGGAUGAAAGCAAGAAAUGUCAAGAUUAAUAACUAAUUUUGUAGUUUCGGCUAUCAUUUUGUUUUUCGGUAGUGCAUGGUACUAACAAAGGAGAGAGAAGUCUCUUAUGAUUUAGCUAGUUCUUAGCUCAGAUUUUUUUUAGAGCGUGCAAGGAAUUGGCUGUAGAUCAUUGGUUAGUUUUUGCCUUGUGUUGGGUUGUUAUUGUGCGUCUUUUUUUCUCUUGGUACUUUUGGAUUUCAUUUAACUUUGUUAAACUUUGUAAAUAUAUGGAUAUUUGAUGCGUAUGUUUGACGGAGAUGAAAAUGAUGUCUUUUUGUAGUUA